AUGACGACGGCGAUCCGGUGGACUCCAUGUGAGGUGGAGGACGUCGGCGUGAGGUGGAGGCCGUCGGCGGCGAGAUGCCACUGUUGGCCGGUUGCGAUUAUGUGGAGUUCGCGCCUUGCUUAUAAGGAUAUCUUUGCUCUAAGGAAUAAAAAGGAUCUUCACACCCGGGAUAAUCUAUUGUUCAUUGUUAUAGUUGACUGGGUCAUGGCGAUUUUCAUGUUCUCAGCAGCCUGUGCCUCCGCGAGCCUGACAAUUUUCCUCAUGUGGGAUGUGAACUUCUGCGGGACAUACUCGCGGCUGGCCUGCCAGCAGUUUGCGCUUUCGGUCGUCCUGGCGUUCAUCACGUGGUUGCUGCAAGCUGCGUCUUCUUUCUCCGUGUUCUGGCUACUGGUUUCGUUCUACUAG
Triticum turgidum subsp. durum (durum wheat) is the source of this 405-nucleotide messenger RNA. NCBI's taxonomy places the organism in Eukaryota, Viridiplantae, Streptophyta, Magnoliopsida, Poales, Poaceae. The record is from the annotation of a GenBank genome assembly.